This is a messenger RNA of Rosa rugosa (rugosa rose), 496 nucleotides long. RefSeq lists its product as uncharacterized. The record is from RefSeq and is a predicted model, not a curated record. The transcript is spliced from 3 exons. NCBI's taxonomy places the organism in Eukaryota, Viridiplantae, Streptophyta, Magnoliopsida, Rosales, Rosaceae. The coding region runs from base 8 to 496 and encodes 162 amino acids.
UAGUGCAAUGAGUAAACCCUCUCGUGUGCAAACUACUGAUCAGCCAUGCGAAAAUUCUAUAGAAGAUGGACUCAAUUCUGCUAUUGGUACCACUACAGAACGAACUACUACUGGGGUCAGAAUUAGUUCACGUCUUCAGCAUCAAACUGCUAAUGAUCAGCUAUUGAUAAAUGUUACAACUGAAGAGCAAAAUGAUAAUGUGAUGUCAGCCAGUAAUCAAGACCCUCCUACAGGUCCAACAAAAAAGGUGCGGGGAAAGACAAGAGGAGUGAAUGCAGAUAAGGUGCUUUCUCAAUUGAAUGCUAAAAUACCUGUCACUCUGACCGAACAAAAUGGCAGGCCUACAGGCCCAUAUGCUGAAAUGUUGGCCAAUGAAAUUGGUUUCACAGUUCGAAACCAUGCCCCACUAAAUGUGGAAAAAUGGAAGAAGAUUCCAAAAAUUGAAGUGGAUAAGUUGGUUAAAAGAAUAACGGUGAGUGAUGGUUUGUUUUUUUGA